This is a messenger RNA of Solanum lycopersicum (tomato), 2313 nucleotides long. Its product is annotated as 2,3-bisphosphoglycerate-dependent phosphoglycerate mutase 1. NCBI's taxonomy places the organism in Eukaryota, Viridiplantae, Streptophyta, Magnoliopsida, Solanales, Solanaceae. Gene Ontology annotation, molecular function: intramolecular phosphotransferase activity. Gene Ontology annotation, biological process: glycolytic process. The record is from RefSeq and is a predicted model, not a curated record.
CAUCUUUUUGUCAAUUCUCAUUUAAAAUCAAGAUUCCAUCUUUUUCUCCUCUUUUAUAUAUUUGAGUUAUUUUAGUCCAUAUGUUUAAGGUUCUGCUUAAUACGCUUAAGUAGGAAAUGUCUACUCCAUCUAGCAUCAUGUGCCCUUUUAGCACUUUCUUGAUUUGGAAUGAUUAUAGUUGAUGUUGAGGUACCAUGUAAUAGGUCCUUGGACUUAUAGCAGGAGCUCUAAUGCAUCAGAAUACCAUUUUUUUUCUUAGUUUCAUGAAUGUGAACAUGUAUGAUCAGCUUGUUAGGAUUUAUGAUAACACAAUUCUGGUGUAAAGUUAUUUUUUUGAAAAGCUUAUUGUUAGCUAUCCAUGAAAUUGUUACUAGUUGAUCAUAAACUUAUUCAAAUUUGUUUUCCCUUUUUAAAAUAGUCUAUUAACUCAUCUGAGAAUCAGCUAUCGGUAAUGUAUGAAAUGCAGUUCUUUUUCUUUGGUUAUGAAAUUUAGCUGAACACUGUGAAGAUGUCUAUUCAGUUUCCGUUUUGUUUUCUUUUCUGAUGCUUAGUUGGGAUAACUUCAUACUCAAUAUGGUUGCUGCUGUAUAUCACCAAGCAAUUUGCUUCACUGCGAACGAGGGUGUUAGGGACUUCCUGAUCACAUCUUCAUCUGGGAGUCUUAAAAUGAAACCAUUGUUAAGAAAAGAGAGAUGCAGUUUGAGGCAGUAUGUGAACUGUGUGAAGUAUUCAUCAAAGUCAUCUUUAUGUGCCAUUAAGCCAAUUUUCUCCUCAUUGUCAAGUACCAAUGAUUCGCGGAGAACAGUUCGUGAGUACACUCCUUCCCAGUAAUUCUUGUUAUCAUCUAUCAAAAACUGAAUCAUACUUGAUCUUAAUACGGCAUGGAGAAUCGAUGUGGAACGAAAAGAACCUGUUCACUGGUUGUGUAGAUGUGCCACUCACCAGUAAAGGAGUAGAAGAAGCAAUUGAAGCUGGUAAGAGAAUUAGACACUUACCUAUUGAUGUUGUCUACAUCUCUGCAUUGAUUCGUUCUCAGAUGACGGCCAUGCUCGCCCUAACAGAGCACCACUGCAAGAAGGUGCCCAUUAUUGUCCACGAUGAGACUGAACAAGCCAAAGUAUGGAGUCAAAUUUAUAGUGAAGGCACCGAGAUGCAGUCUGUUCCUGUUAUUAAAGCAUGGCAACUGAAUGAAAGAAUGUACGGGGAACUUCAAGGGUUUAAUAAGCUAGAAACAGCUGAAAGAUGCGGACAAGAGCAAGUCUAUAAAUGGCGCCGAAGCUAUGAUGCUCGGCCACCCAACGGCGAGAGCUUGGAAAUGUGCUUGCGAAGAGCUGUUACCUAUUUCAAAGAGCAAAUUGAACCCCAACUUUCCAGUGGAAAGAAUGUAAUGGUAGUAGCUCAUGCAAAUUCAUUGAGGUCCAUCCUAAUGUAUCUCGAUAAAUUGACUGCAGAGGAGGUCAUCCACUUAGAACUCUCAACCGGAGUACCAAUGCUUUACAUAUAUAGAGAAAAUCAAUUCAUCAGGAGAGGAAGUCCCUUGGCAUCUAUGGAGAAUGGAGUUUAUGCUUAUACAGAGAAUUUGGCCAUAUACAAGCAAAAUCUGUUAGAUGAAGUGCUAGAUGAAGUGUCUUUAUAACUUGCUCCGUAAAAGUAAAAACUAUCAUGCAAAGCUUAAAUAUCUUCAUUUCACUGGAAGUUCAUUGAGGUAUUUUGGGUCAUUAAUAAUCAUGAGAAACACCAGAGUGAAGAUCAAAGAGUUUUUAUUGCUACACGCUGCAACAGUCAACAUAUGGUGUUUCUAAACUCAAAUUGAGUCCCUUGUUAUGGUUCAAGUGAAUGCACCAGUGGAAAUCUGGCAACACAAUAUCUUGUGGAACAGGGGAUAUCAGAUCAAAUGCUGAUUCUACUUGGCUGUCUCCUGUUAUCAUCAUUCGAGGAACUAUAUCACUUCAUUUUAUAUUGUCCUCAAGCCAGGGCUUCUUACAUUCACAUUAGAUAUUUGUUUUCUUUGGCGGGUUUAAGUUACAGAUUAGGUUGAGAGUGCACAAAAAAUGUUUGUUGGCAACGACAACUUUAAAAAUUUCCUUUUCUUGGUCCUGGAAGAUCAUUUCCAUAUGCUUAUUAAUGAUCUCCUUGUUUCUGUUUUUUCAUGAAUGUUGAUUUGGUUGUCUUUUUGAUCUGCUUCUAUAUCUUCUGUACAAUCCAAAUCCUCUAUCAUAACAGCGGUACUUGGAGGCAGAUGUAUGUAAAAAGUUAGUACUGCACUUUCAAUCUCGUUGUCCGUUCAUAUUGUUAUGCUCCUUAGUUCUUGUU